AUGAUUGUCCGACCGAACGUAGGCUCGCAGUUCAAUGCUCGACGUUCACAGUCGACUCCACCACGCCGCCGCUCGAAUAGCGCAGGUGCGACUACCGCCUCUGAGGCCGCUUCCGCCCUACCACCCGCAGCGCACCUACUCGUCCAGGCUCUACACUCAUCGUCAAAGCACGUACCCGACGCACUGCUCAGGGCAUCGUCGGGCAAGCGCAAACUUUUUCGCCUAAAGCGUCCCUCCAGCUCCCAUUCGGAAAAACGGCCGUUGCUGGACGACCAUGCUGCCCUGUCUCCCACCUUCCCCUCGCCCCCUCCGCGGCCGCCGCGAAACCCGGCGCGCGUGAACUCACGGCCAUCUACGUCUUCGGGUCCGAUGGAGAAAGCCCCCGGGCUCGGGGGCUCUCCCGCGGCUCAAUCCUUUACCAGCGUGGGGGCGCAUGCGGCGGCGAGAGAGUCGGCAGACUGGGAGUUCCCGCUUCCUCGCGGCUCUGAGUUCCCGCUGCAAAGGAAGAAGAGCAAAACCAGCAAGUGCGACACCUCGAUUUCUAUGCAGAGCGAGAGCGCCAAGAACGACCUGCCGUUCUCGACCCUUGACCGCGCCAUACUGGAAGAAUUGCGGCAGAAGAUCCGGGCACGGGAGGCGCAGUUCGUAAUCCGAAGCGGGAGGAAGUACCACGCUUUCCCCGCGGAAGACGUGCCGUAUCCCCGGAGCUACGACAGACAAGUGGUAGACCUGGAUGUGUGGGACAACCUGUGGCAUUAUCAGAUGGGUGCAAGUUCUACCAUGCACGUCUUCAAGACACCGCCGGCAAGAGUCCUCGAGCUUGGUUGCGGGACAGGCACAUGGAUAUUGAACGCGGCCAGAGAGUGGAAGGACUCCUACUUCGUCGGUCUCGACGUAGUCCCGCUCCAUCCAGACCUCAUUCAAGUAGGCUCGUUUGACUUAGCGUCCCGUAUCACCUGGGUACAAGCAAACUUCCUAGACCGGCUGCCUUUCCCAAACGAGGAAUUUGACUACGUUCGCCUUGUUCGAGUCGCCCGUGGAGUACCCGAGGACAAGUGGGACGGUCUGCUCGAGGAAGUUACACGUGUGAUGAAGCCUGGUGGUGCCUUCGAGAUGUGGGAAGAAGAUCUUUACUUUCCGGGAUGCAGCGACGAGUCGGCCUCCAUCAUCGAAUCGCCGGAGCCAAUCCAUGUGCACGAAUAUCCGCCAACUCCCCCGCAUACGGAGUCGUCGCACUCCUCUGAACCGGAAGCGUUGCUUCCACCAUUGACAUACGCGCUGCCUCCCCAUCGGGACAACACUUUCAGCUAUUCGUUUGACGAUGUGACGCGGGUCAAGCAUGCCGCCCUCGACGACACCGUCCGGCCUAUACGUCCUACACCUUCCACCCCUAACGUCUCAUCCACGCCUAUGAUUUUUCGUAGCGUCGCGAAGCCCCCUGUCAACCCUCAUGACCACUCGCUCCUCCGGGCUAUCCACGACGAAAUGCACGCAGCAAGAUUCAUCAAUCUUGAACCUCUAUCUCUGCUCGCCAACCUUCUUCCACUGCACUUCCGAGAUGUUCGAGCACCACCUCCAAUAGUUGUCAGCUUCCCCCCUCCGCCGUCAUCGUCUGACACGGCAGCGACACCUUUCGGCGUCGACAGCAGUACUCCAAUAAUAGGCGAACCACAUUCAGAGGAUCACAGUCACAUCCGAAUGAUCACGGAGUCGCACUCACCCAGUAUCAUACACAACUUGACAGCUGGGUCGUCCCUCGUGGCCCUGGACACUAGUAGAUACAGCGGCUUUUCUCCUACGGCGCUUCGCCAUUCGCUCUCCCUCCCUGGACAACCCCGCUCACGCUCUGUGAGUGUUUCCGGGGACCCUACGUCAGGCGAUGUGGACGUUGCGAAACCGGCAAAGACUGACAUCUUCGAUACGAUAAAGCUGAACCCACUCCCCAACAAAACGAUCAACUUCGACCCGCGUUCAGUCAACCUUCUUCUCGCCCUGCGGGUUCAGGAAGUGCUGGCAUGUGCCGAGCCAAUGUGGGACUGGGUCGUCGAUUUCCAGGAGACUGUUUCGCGCGCGUCGGCGACAAUGUCGCCGCGACGGACAUUUGACGGCAUCACCUUCCAGGCCCCUCGACGUCGGCGUCAUCCGAAAGAGGAUGCUCUCAUGAGCCUGACGCGGCUGCAGUUUGACGAACACCUGCGCUGCUUCGAACUCGAUAUGAAGGCCCGCAUGUACGUCGCCGCAGCGACAGAAGAGCGUCUGGGAUGGGCUGCCUAUUCUCCGACGACUUCAGAAGAGCGCGAAGCUUUCGAGGGGAUGUGCGCCGCCUGGGCCCAAUACCAGCACCGCAUCUCGUCCGCGCCCAACAUCCGCACGCACGACGGUUCGUCCUCUGCGGUGCUCCCUCGCCCGAGCGACCUCGAAGGGGAUACGCCGUCCGCGGCCGCUGAUCCUCACGCGGAUUCAUCUCCUACUGGCGACGCUGACGGAUCCACACAAGGGGCGGGCGAGCCGCUCCAGCCAGGCUUAGCGACGGCGCCUUCUAGCCCUAUAGCUGGACACGCGACGGUGCCACCCCUUUCCGAGCAGGAGCCCCCGCCGAGUAGCCGCACCGGGCGCAUCUUCGUCGCGUGGAAAGCUUGAGCUUAACCUGUGGCAAAAACAGACGCAGCUGCAGCGCGACCGGGCAUCCUAGGCCCAGCCUGGCCCAUUCCCCAUGCGCCCACAAAUUUUGACCGUAUCCGGCGGCGCGGAUCGCUGCGGCGGUCCCGUUCGCCUAAUGGUGCCAUUGUUCUAUGUUGGUGGGACGGGGAGCCGGAUUCGUCCACGAGCGGACGCUUUACGUCCUUGUCCCCGCCAGGUCGGAGUGGCAGAGGCUGACAUACCCCCCUUUGCCGUCGCGAUACCCCCCUCCAUUCGCUCCCUGCUGCCACCGCACCUUCCCAGCCUCAAGCCUGCGACACACAUAGACCCCCGCUACCGCGCUCGCAUCGGCAAGGGAAUACACGGUCGCCCGUCGGCAUCAGCAGGGAUCGCACGCUAGACGACGAGCUAUCGUCCGAUCGAGUAGCAUGCCGCGGCGAUCCUCACGCGUGCGUGCUGCGUGCCACGCAACCCAAAAACCGAGCACACCUUACCCCGGGCGGACCUCAAUUAUUGCAGCGCGCACGCCACCGUCUGCCACUGCGGGGGUGGACGCGAGUACGAUUGGACGCCGCGCGCGCCGGCUCUCAGGCCCGCCGCCACUUGCCACUUUCCCCCCGCGCUGUCCCCACGGGCAGAGCCCCUCUCCUCCUGGGCGGAGAGUUCGGGCGUGCGAUCUGGAUGCGUGCGGCUUCCCGUUCGCGCUUCCAUGGACAGGCUCGGAUUCGAUUCUUCGAUGUGCGCAAGGGUCCAGAGACUCUUCCGGCUGCAUCCCUAGGCUGCUAUUGACAUUACACUUGUGCUUUCGGUGUCCCCAUGCUACGACCAUUUUACGAUAACCUAUCAGCCCGUCUCCCGCUAUUCUAUCUAACGUUAUCACCUUAUGUACCUCGCUGCAGCUCUAUCCCUCUCUGUAAUCGCACGUCCAGGUGCAUUCGCGGAGAAUCACCGGCGGACCGAACCGCAAGAGGUCUCGCCCGUUUGGGACACGCUUCUCC
Messenger RNA from Trametes versicolor FP-101664 SS1, 3638 nucleotides. RefSeq lists its product as uncharacterized. Gene Ontology annotation, molecular function: methyltransferase activity. NCBI's taxonomy places the organism in Eukaryota, Fungi, Basidiomycota, Agaricomycetes, Polyporales, Polyporaceae. The transcript has 14 exons. The coding region runs from base 1 to 2640 and encodes 879 amino acids. The record is from RefSeq and is a predicted model, not a curated record.